Molecule: messenger RNA, 1867 nt
Organism: Salvelinus namaycush (lake trout)
Lineage: Eukaryota; Metazoa; Chordata; Actinopteri; Salmoniformes; Salmonidae
Product: vacuolar protein sorting-associated protein 26A
Exons: 9
Coding region: 93-1076 (327 amino acids)
Biological process (GO): retrograde transport, endosome to Golgi; intracellular protein transport
Cellular component (GO): retromer complex; endosome
Source: RefSeq, a predicted model, not a curated record
UUGCCACUAUUACUGCUCCUCUCGUUUGUAUCAUCACAGGAAUUAGCAACACGGAGGCUAGCUAGCUGUCUACAACUGUUUAAACAGCUGAUAUGAGUUUCCUGGGUGGUUUAUUUGGUCCUGUGUGUGAAAUUGAUGUCCUACUCAGUGAUGCAGAGACUAGGAAGACAGCAGAACUCAAGACAGAGGAUGGGAAAGUGGAGAAUAACUAUUUGUUUUAUGACGGAGAAUCGGUCUCUGGGAAGGUGAAUCUCAAUGUGAGGCAGACAGGCAAGAGACUAGAACACCAAGGGAUUCGAAUUGAGUUUGUUGGGCAGAUUGAGCUUUUCAGUGAUAAAAGCAACACGCAUGAAUUUGUGAACCUGGUAAAGGAGCUUGCCCUGCCAGGGGAGUUGACUCAGAAUCGAAGCUACGACUUUGAGUUCAUGCAGGUGGAGAAGCCAUAUGAGUCUUACGUUGGCGCCAACGUCCGACUGAGAUAUUUCCUCAAAGUGACAAUAGUGAGGAGACUGUCUGAUCUGGUGAAAGAGUAUGACCUCAUUGUCCAUCAGCUGGCCACUUACCCUGAUGUGAACAAUUCCAUCAAGAUGGAAGUUGGCAUUGAAGACUGUCUACAUAUAGAGUUUGAAUACAACAAGUCCAAAUACCACUUGAAAGAUGUCAUUGUGGGUAAAAUCUACUUCCUUCUUGUGAGAAUCAAAAUCCAGCACAUGGAACUUCAGUUGAUCAAGAAGGAGAUGACUGGAAUAGGUCCUAGCACAACUACUGAGACGGAGACUGUUGCCAAGUAUGAGAUUAUGGACGGAGCCCCUGUGAAAGGAGAGUCUAUUCCCAUCCGUCUGUUUUUGGCUGGCUACGACCUCACAGCCACCAUGAGGGACGUCAACAAGAAGUUCUCUGUGCGGUACUUCCUCAACCUGGUGCUGGUGGAUGAGGAGGACAGGAGAUACUUCAAACAACAGGAGAUUGUUCUGUGGAGGAAAGCUCCUGAGAAAAUAAGGAAACGGAACUUCCACCAACGCUAUGAGUCUCCUGAGCCACGGCCGACCCUUACUGCUGAGCAACCCGAAAUGUGAAGACCACUGGAAACAGAAAAUGCUGAGAAUGAUUCUGAUUAUGCUUAAAGCAAACAAGGAGAGGGGGGCGCAACUCGACACAUGCAAGGUGAAAAUAAAGCGUCAGACAGCCAUUUAAUACAACUACCUUCUGCAAGGUUACAGUCUCUUACUGCUACACCUGAAUGGGCUGGGUCUACUCUGCUGGCCGCAGCAAGCACUCUUGUUAGCUUACUGUAUGGACUCGUCUGUUUGACACACAAUAGAAAGCACUGGAAUGGGAGCUACCAUUUCUUUUAUAUUGCGAAAUAUGCAUUUGGUUAGGCUCAACACUGGGGACAUGACGUACAAUCAUACACUACUAGAUAUUUCAAAGGACGUUCCAGUGCAUGUAGGCAGGUCAAAUUGAAUAUGAUGGGUUAAUGUUGAGUUCAGCGAUGGCUGUAAGGUCAAGCUGUAAGACAAUAGGCAUGCUUUGAGCUCAAAGGGUGCCAUAUUCAUAAUUCACUGAAAUACAGUGAGCUUCAAAAGUAUUGGGACAGUGACAUUUUUGUUGUUGUUUUGGCUCUGUAUUCCAGCACUUUGGAAUUGAAAUGAUACAGUGACUGUGAAGUUAGUGCAGGCUGUCAGUUUUAAUUUGAGGGUAUUUUCAUCCAUAGCAGGGGAACCGUUUAGAAAUUACAACACUUUUUGUACUUAUGUGUAUUAAAGUAGUCAAGUUUAGUAUUUUGUCCCUUAUUCUUAGCAGAUUAUUUUGUGCCCAAUAGAAAUUAAUGGUAAAUAAUGUGUUGUAUUAUUUUGGAGUCACUUUU